Messenger RNA from Colias croceus (clouded yellow), 2990 nucleotides. RefSeq names its product BTB/POZ domain-containing protein 9 (gene BTBD9). The transcript is spliced from 15 exons. Gene Ontology annotation, biological process: circadian behavior; modulation of chemical synaptic transmission; adult locomotory behavior. The record is from RefSeq and is a predicted model, not a curated record. Gene Ontology annotation, molecular function: protein binding. Lineage: Eukaryota; Metazoa; Arthropoda; Insecta; Lepidoptera; Pieridae. Bases 266 to 2587 code for a protein of 773 amino acids.
AAAGUAAAAACAUACUGAAAUCAAAAUAUUUUUCAUGAAGUGCCGUCGCAAUAUUUUCGUAAUUCAUUUGCUUAUUUAUUUAAUAAUCAACCUUACAAUUAAGGAUAUAAAAUUUUAAUAUAGAUAACAUAUAUGUAAAGACAAUUGAUUAACGUGAAAUGCUGUGAGCAAUCGUGUAAAUUAUUCAAUAUUUAUUUAUACGUCGUCUAUGUAUGAAUUAACAUCAAUGUUAUACGAUAUCAGUUGUAACUUAUAAGUCAUCAAGAUGGACAAGAUGACCAACCAGCACCACUACAUGUCCGUCAACAGCGGAUGUAGCACUCGUGUUGGUGAAAUUGAACAUAUCAGUCACUUGUCAGAGCACAUCGGGUCACUAUGCCUGUCAUCAGAGUACUCAGAUGUGACACUAAUAGUGGAGGGGCAGAGGAUCCCCGCACACAAAGUUAUUCUAGCUGCUAGUAGUGAUUACUUCAGGGCUUUGCUGUAUGGAGGGAUGCGGGAGUCCAAUCAGUCGGAAGUAGAGCUACAAGCGCCGUUGCAAGCUUUCAAAGCUCUCCUGCGCUAUGUGUAUUCAGGUCACAUGGGUCUAUCCCUCCUUCGUGAGGACACAGUUCUGGACAUGCUGGGUCUGGCGCACCAGUUCAACUUCCAGAAAUUGGAAGCGGCCAUAUCGGAUUAUUUGCGACAAGUUCUGGCGCUUAGGAAUGUUUGCGCUGUGCUGGAUGCUGCCAGAUUGUACGGUCUGGAAGCGUUGAUGGACUACUGCUACAAUUUCCUGGACAGGAAUGCCACGGAAGUCUUACAGCACGACACUUUCCUUCAGUUGUCCGUCGAAGCGCUGCAAGGUCUAUUAGAGAGAGAUUCGUUCUUCGCCCCAGAAGUGGAUAUAUUCAAAGCUGUGUGUAACUGGUUCAAUGCCAACCAGCAGUGGGUCAAAUCAGAGAGCGGGAUGGCACAAUCGGAGAAGAUCCUAAAGUGUGUCCGUCUAACCCUGAUGAGCCUGGAGGAACUGCUCACAGUUGUACGUCCCUUCUCCCUCGUGACACCUGAUAUGCUGCUAGAUGCUAUACAGGAGAAGACGCAGACGAACAGCACCGGUCUGCCGCAUAGAGGGCUCUUGUUGCCAGAAGAAAACGUAGCCACCGCAAAACGUGGAGCCCGAGUCCUCACCGGAGACAUGAGGGGAGCCCUGCUCGACGGGGACGUGGACAACUACGACAUGGAGCACGGGUACACGCGCCACACCAUAUCCGACGCGGCCGACAACCCGGGCAUCGUGGUGCGGUUGGCCACCACCACCAUCAUCAAUCAUCUGCGGCUGCUGCUCUGGGAUAGGGAUAAUAGGUCAUACGCGUACUACAUAGAAGUAUCAAUCGACCAAAAGGACUGGGUGCGCGUGAUCGACCACAGCAACUACUUCUGCCGCUCCUGGCAGAACCUGUACUUCGAGCCCAGGGUGGUGCAGUACAUCAAGAUUGUGGGCACCAGCAACACGGUCAACAAGGUGUUCCACGCGGUGUCACUGGAGGCCAUGCACACGGCUCGCGUGCCGCCGCUGUGCGACGGGCUCAUCAAGCCGCUGCACAACGUGGCCACCGUCGACCUGUCCGCCGUCGUCGCUGAGGGCAUCAGCCGCUCCCGUAACGCCUUACUGAACGGCGACACGGAGCACUACGACUGGGAGCAGGGCUACACGUGCCACCAGCUCGGCUCGGGCGCCAUCGUGGUGCAGCUCGCGCAGCCCUACCUGCUGUCCUCCAUACGCAUGCUGCUCUGGGACUGCGACUACCGGCACUACUCGUACUACGUCGAGGUGUCCAUCAACUACUGGCAUUGGGAUAUGGUGGCUGAUCGGACGAGGGAUCAUUGCAGGUCCUGGCAAGUUAUUUACUUCUCGCCCCGACCGGUGUCCAUCAUUCGUGUAGUUGGCACUAACAAUUCUGUCAAUGAAUUUGAUCAUGUGCAGGUGUUCCACCUCGUGCACCUGGAGUGCCCCGCGCAGGUGGAGCGCGAGGACCCGGCCGCCAAGAAGCAGCGCGCCGAGGGCGGGGACAGGCUCGCGCCGCAAGGUGAGUGGCUCUGCAGUGCAGGUGUGCACCUCGUGCACCUGGAGUGCCCCGCGCAGGUGGAGCGCGAGGACCCGGCCGCCAAGAAGCAGCGCGCCGAGGGCGGGGACAGGCUCGCGCCGCAAGGUGAGUGGCUCUGCAGUGCAGGUGUGCACCUCGUGCACCUGGAGUGCCCCGCGCAGGUGGAGCGCGAGGACCCGGCCGCCAAGAAGCAGCGCGCCGAGGGCGGGGACAGGCUCGCGCCGCAAGGUGAGUGGCUCUGCAGUGCAGGUGUGCACCUCGUGCACCUGGAGUGCCCCGCGCAGGUGGAGCGCGAGGACCCGGCCGCCAAGAAGCAGCGCGCCGAGGGCGGGGACAGGCUCGCGCCGCAAGGCAGCAGCAGCAACACGAGCAACAGCAGCCAGGAGCGCCGUUCCCCAUCACCAGCCCGCGAGGGCGCAGCCCCCGAGCCCCCGCGUAGGGCUCUGCCCGUAGCCGAGACAGCCACUGAAGCGGAGGAGCGGUACGAAGCGAUCGAUUAACUGCUCCUGUGGUUGCAUAGCUGGUGAAUCGUGACUCAUCAACAACUCUAGUGCAUUAAUACUUAUUACAUACAGACUGUUAUUAAAGACGGUUACAUAAGUAGUGAGUGUGGACUCACCACGUGGGAAAAAUAUAGUGCACUAGUACUUCAUAAUAGUCAGUAUAUAAAUAUUGACUGGUUAUUUAUGGUGUAAGUGGGGACUGAGAGAACUAUAGUGCACUAAUCACACUUUCCACAGGGAAUGUGUUUGUUUUCCAACUGGUGUGGUGAUGAUUUCUAGUGUAAAAAUAUAAUAGCGCACUUAUCCUACUUCUUAUAAGCGUUAUACGAUUUACAGUGAGGAGGAGGACUGUUCAUUCGAAUGUUUAAAUAUAUUAAACUAACCGUUGAAGGGAUUAACU